Kluyveromyces marxianus DMKU3-1042 is the source of this 3324-nucleotide messenger RNA. RefSeq names its product Ctr9p (gene CTR9). The transcript has a single exon. Bases 1 to 3324 code for a protein of 1107 amino acids. Gene Ontology annotation, biological process: regulation of DNA-templated transcription. The record is from RefSeq and is a predicted model, not a curated record. Gene Ontology annotation, molecular function: RNA polymerase II complex binding. Lineage: Eukaryota; Fungi; Ascomycota; Saccharomycetes; Saccharomycetales; Saccharomycetaceae. Gene Ontology annotation, cellular component: Cdc73/Paf1 complex.
AUGGAUACGUCUAUUGAAUAUCCAGUGGCCCAAUGGCCAGAUUCCUUGGAUAUUCCAUUAAAAGAAUCUGAAGAAGUCGUUUCCAUAGAUUUGAAGAAUGACUUACCAGAGGACCCACAGGAUCUAACCACCUUACUUGUCGAAGAACAAUCCGAUAAGGAGCAUUGGUUAACUAUUGCUGCUUCUUACUGUAACAAUGGCAAGGUGAAAGAGGGUGUGAAGCUUGCAGAGCAAGCUUUAGACCAUUUUUCUGGUAAGCAAACGGCUUCAAUACACACGUUUUUAACUUGGGCAUAUCUUCGUUUAGCCAGAUCUACUGCGGGAACUGAAGAAGAGAAAAAUGCGAAUCUAUCAAUGGCCGAAAAAAAUGUCAUUGAAGCUUCCAAACAAGACCCAACAUGGAUUGGUAAUAGAUUAGCCACUGUUGAACUAUAUUUCCAAAGAGGAAUGUAUGAUAGGGCACUUGAAUAUACUGAUAUUUUCAUCAAAUCUGUUCAAAAUGAGGAUAAAUCAACUGGAAGUUCUCACAAACCAAAUAUCAUGUUCGUUAUGAUGAGAGCAAAGUUGAUGUAUAUUAAAAAGAACUACAGCGGUGCUUUAAGACUGUUCCAGGAAUUGUUACUAUUAAAUCCUACGCUUGUCCCCGAUCCUAGAAUCGGUAUUGGUAUGUGCUUUUGGCACCUAAAAGAUAGAUCUAUGGCCAUCACCGCUUGGGAACGUAGUGUUGAAAUUUCUGGGAAAGAUUCAGUAGCAUCUAUUCUCGUCUUAUUAGGAAAAUUCCACAAUUCAUUGACAACAUCCACCAACGAUGAAAUGUUCAAGAAGUCUUUUUCGGAAGCAAUGCUCGAUUUAGACACUCUAUUCCAAAAAACUGGCCCUCACCCCGUUCUUCUUGCUCUUCUUCAAAUGUACUUUUACAUGAAGCAAAAUUAUGACAAGGUUAUUGCUAUAUAUGAAAACAAGAUCUUGCCAAAGUCAGGAAUGAUUUCAAACCAAAUAUUAUCUGAAACUGCAUUUUGGACCGGAAGAGCUUACUACGCUCAAGGCGAUUAUCGUAAAGCCUUCAACCACUUUCAAGAAGCACUUAAAAAGAACGAAGAUAAUCUUCUCGCCAAAGUUGGAUUAGGUCAAUCCCAAGUUAAGAAUAACCUUGUGGAAGAGAGUAUAUUAACAUUUGAGAAUAUUUAUCAAAACAAUGAGUCUUUACAAGAAAUCAACUACAUAUUGGGUUUAUUAUAUGCAUCAAAAUGUUUCAAUGAUACUAUCAAAGCAAAUGCCAAUGAACUAAAAAAAUUCACUGAGAAAGCUAUUCAGUUCCUUGAAAAGUAUGUUCAUCUCACUAAGUCAAAAGGAAACCAAAUGGUUAUUACAAAAGCUUACCUAGUUUUAUCUGAGUUAUAUGAAAUCAAAAAUCAAUAUAAGCAAUCUAUCGAGUUAUUGCAGAAAGCGAUUGAGCAAUUAAAAAUCCAAGAAAAUGAUGUCCCACUGGAACUUCUCAACAAUCUAGGAUGUUUCUACUUUGUAGUGGGUGAAUAUAGCAGUGCCCAAUCAUUGUUUGAAGAGGCUGCCAAAAAAGUUGAAUCUCAAAGCACAAAGAAAAUCACUCUCGAUUAUAAUAUUGCUAGGGUUCUCGAGGAAACGGACAAGGGUAAAUCGCAUGAUAUUUAUUCUGCAAUUCUAUCUGAAAGCCCAGAUUAUAUCAGUGCUAGAGUAAGAGACAUUCAUUUGAAGUUUAUCAAUAAUCCAGAAGAUAAUUUAAAGGAUGAAAUCAAAUCCUUGUUGGAUAACCACGUAUCGAAUGCUGAAAUUCGUGCAUUCUAUGUGUGGUAUUUGAAGAAACUUGGUAAAACUUCAGAACAUGAAAUGUCAGAACAUAGCAAAGAAACAUUGGUGAAAUAUGAUUCUCAUGACCUUUACGCGCUCAUUUCUCUUGCUAACCUCUAUGUCGCAAUUGCUAGAGACCAAAAGAAGAUUACACGUAAUUCCAAAGAUGCAAACAAGCCUAUUGAAUCUUAUUUGAAAGCAACUCAAUUGUACCAAAAGGCUAUUCAAGUAGAUCCUUUGAACAUUUUCGCUGCUCAGGGUUUGGCUAUCAUCUUUGCUGAAAAUAAAAGAUAUGGUCAAGCAUUGGAGGUUUUCAGAAAAAUAAGAGACUCUCUAGACAACCAAAGUGUUCAUAUCAAUCUUGGACAUUGUUUAGCAGAUAUGCGUGAAUAUUCCAAGGCCAUUGAAAACUAUGAAAUUGCUUUGAAUAGAUUUGAUAAUCCAAAGAGUAAACCUUUGUUGUUAAAUCUUUUGGCUAGAUGUUGGUACUUAAGAGCACUAAAGGAAAAGUCAUUAAGUGCUGUUCAAAAAGCUUUGGCUUAUGCAAAACAAGCUCUUGAUCUUGAACUUUCAAAGAAAAAUAGCAAGAUGGUCACUAGUUACCAAUAUAACGUGGCUUUAUUGGAAUUCCAAGUAGCUGAAUUGAUGAGAAGAUCUAGUCCAAAAGAAAGAACGAUGGCAGAUCUUGAAGCUAGUGUUGAAGGCUUGGAGCAUGGUAUCACUCUAUUCAGAGAACUUCUUGAAUCUAAGUUAAAUGUGGUUCCUUCUGAACAACUAGAACAGCGUAUUCAAUUAGGUGAAACGACUAUGAAAAAGGCACUUGAACGUAGUAUCGAAGACCAAAAGGCAUACGAACUAGAAAUCACUGCCAAGAUGGAAAAUGCACGUAAAGUUUUGGAAGAACAAAGAGAGCUUGAAGCCCAAAGAGACGCUCAAUUACGGGAAGAGGAAAAGAAGAAGAGUGAGAAAUUAGCGGAAGAGUACAGAAAACUACAGGAAGAAGCACAAAGGUUGAUCCAAGAACGUGCAGCCCAGGAAGAAGAAGUAGACGAUGAGCAAAACGAUGAUGAAGACUUUGCACAAGAAGGUGACGGAAAUGAAAAGCCUGCGAAGAAGGGCAAAAAGGGUAAGAGAAAGGCAGAAUCCGAAGAGAAGUCACCAAAAAGAAAGAGACGGAGAGGAGGGAAAAAGAUAAUUGAAGAAGACGAUGAAGAGAAUGAAGAUGAGGAUGUGGAUGAAAAGAUGUCAGAUGAGGCUAAUGGAGAGUCUAAGAAAAGGAGAUCGAGACCUAUUUCAAAGGAAUUCAUAGAGGACAGUGAUGAAGAAGCAAAUUUCACGGACGAUGCGGAAGUGGAAGCUGAAGCUGAUUCAGAGCCGGAACACGAACAGGAACAGGAACAGGAACAAGAACAAGAACAGGAAUUGAAAGAUGACUCGGAGCCAAAGCAAGACGGGGAACCUCGUGCAGAAACUUCUCCUGAAACAAACGGAGAAGCUUAA